UUUGUGCUGCUCGCUGCCAACGUACAGUGUCGUCAAAGCACAUCUUGGAAGUCGAUUAUUAUAUCAGAGCUGAGACUGCGUCUUCGUUACCCCACAUACCGGUCAAAGGUUCAGCCGUUCAGGGCUCAAAACCAGGGGCCAGGACUCCUUGACCGUUCUUGCCUUGUACGGUGCGGUUCUGCCUCUUCCUGGGCUGUGGCCGCUUCCCAGUCUCUUCGCUUGCCCUGUCCCUGUCCUGAACUCCUGACUGAGAUUAUAGCUGAGGACUGAGGAGCUUCAAGUUGUAACGAGGAUCGUUCAAAGGGAGAAUCUCUCGAGAGGAACUCUCACUGCCACUCCCCACAGUAAUAAGUGUCUGCGUGUCACCUCACUCUAUCCUCGCCGGAAGGGAAGAAGACGAUGGACGCCGAUGCCGACAUGAUCCCCUCCUCGCCCUCCGCCGAGACAUCGCCCUCAUCGUCCGAUAUCGCCACUGAGUCCACGGGGUCGUUCUUUCGGGACCGGAGUACGACGCUGGGCACGCUGAUGGGCGUGUCCCUCGCCGACGAGGAGCAGGAGCAGGGGCAGGACCACCACCACCACCACCACCAGUCAGGGCAGGAUGCGGUGGAUGGGACGGGGACGGUGACGCCGCGUGCUCCGGUGCAUGAGGAUGAGGGGGACGGGUGGAGGUGGCGCCGCAGGUGGAGGCGCCGGCACUGGCGCAGCGCCGGCGGGUGGUGGAGGCUGUGCAGGGACGACGUCCGCGUGCCCACGUCGCUCGGCCACUUCCUGGACAUGGAGAGGCAGCUCUCCGGCACCGGGCUGCUGUGCGGCGGCGACGGCGCGGGGGAGCGGGACGCUGCCGCGGCGGCGGACGAAACGGGGAGGUGGAAGCUGCGGAGGCCGGCGCAGGGGACCUCGUCGUCCUUGGCGAGGCUGCCGGUGCUGCUCACGGCAAUCUGCAGCGGUGGAGCCGCAUGACCCGCCCCACGGCCGGGUCGAGCGCUUCGGGUAUUGAGUCAGUUUGUUUGUCAUGCUCACCACCGGUUAAUUUGUCACCUUCCAUUUCUAAUCAAAGUCGAUCAGUGUCGGACA
Messenger RNA from Sorghum bicolor (sorghum), 1077 nucleotides. RefSeq lists its product as uncharacterized. Lineage: Eukaryota; Viridiplantae; Streptophyta; Magnoliopsida; Poales; Poaceae. The coding region runs from base 400 to 963 and encodes 187 amino acids. The transcript is spliced from 2 exons. The record is from RefSeq and is a predicted model, not a curated record.